AGCCGCAGGGGGUGUGGGGCGAAGGGGAGCAAGUGCCAGGACCCCCAGCGUGCAGGGGGUGCCGCCACCAGCCCAGGUGGCCUCUGGCAAAGAUCGUUCCAGAAUCUUUGCCCCCGCUGAGUGGUGGUGCUUCAGACCCAGGCUCCAAACAUGCGCUCUUUGCCUGAGACAAGCAGCAUUACCGUGAAGUCCCUUGGUCAGCCUUCCAGAUGGCAUCGGUGGGGCAGACCGGUCCCCCUGGGAAGGGUCUGACUGCUGACAUUGCCAGUUAGGAGCCAAGCCUACUGAUCCGGUUUGAGAUCAACAUGGUCAACGCCAUUUCUAGUAGGAAAGAAAGACCUGAGACUCCAAAGUCAGGAAUCCAUAAACAUUCUUGGGAUUGAGUCCUGCUGGGGAGGGGCGGUCCCCAGGUGACUCGCUGUCUGGGAGGUGACCGGACAGGAUAUAGGAGCUGUGGGGUCCAUGCAGGCACAGAGGUGGGCUGAGUUGAGGAAGGACCAGAAGCACUUCAUGAACUCCGGAAGGAUCUACAGGGGCAGCCGCCUCACAGAUGUCUCCAUCUGCCGGGAAAUGCCCAGCCUGGAAGUGAUCACCCUCAGUGUCAACAGCGUCUCCAGCCUGGAGCCCGUGAGCCAGUGCCAGCAGCUGAGCGAGCUCUACCUGCGCAGGAACCGCAUCCCCAGCCUGGCCGAGCUCUACUACCUGAAGGGCCUGCCGCGCCUGCGCGUGCUGUGGCUGGCCGAGAACCCGUGCUGCGGCGCCGACCCGCACCUCUACCGCAUGACCGUGCUGCGCAACCUGCCGCACCUGCAGAAGCUGGACAACCAGACUGUGACCGAGGAGGAGCUGUCCAGAGCGUUGCUGGAGGGAGAGGAGGUCACGGCCCCGAGCGGAGAGGGCGCAGGGAACGGCCGGCCCCAGCUCCCCUACGGCCUGAGCACCUUGGACACCACCGCCGAGACCCAGCGGGACGCGCUCAGCUGCGGCGAGGAGGAGGCCAGCGUCCGGGGCCAGCUCGGCCUGAAGCCCCCUUCCCGGGACCGGUUCCCGUCCUUCUCACAGAGGGAAGCCGCGAGCGGCCGCAGGAACAGGAGCAACGUGCUGACCGCCAUCCUGCUGCUGCUGCGGGAGCUGGACGCCGAGGGGCUGGAGGCCGUGCACCAGGCUGUGCUCAGCCGGCUCCAGGCCCUGCACAAGCCGGAGCCACAGGAGGACAUGGACUGACCAUCAGCCGGAGCCCGUCGGGCCCUCCUCCCGGGACCCUGUGCCCCAGCAUCUGGGGGACGUGGGGCCCACAGCCACAGCCUCAACUGCAACCCCGCUGGGGGCCCGCAUGCAGCUGAGUUCCCGCCCGCAGGCCGUGUGCCCGGAAGCUCAGCCCCGCCUGGGAAGGCCACGCCCUGGGCGUAGCCAGUGCCGGGCACGAGCGGGAAGGGCAUCAGCGCUGUGCCAGGCGCUCCGCUGUGUGGGGCCCAGGCGUGUGCAGCCUGUGCGUGGGGGCCCCGCCUCACCCCUCCCCUCUUCUCGAGGUGGCAUUGCAGCUAGUCUCUGUAAUAAAUAUCUUCCCAAAGUUC
Messenger RNA from Hyaena hyaena (striped hyena), 1574 nucleotides. RefSeq names its product cilia and flagella associated protein 410 (gene CFAP410). The record is from RefSeq and is a predicted model, not a curated record. NCBI's taxonomy places the organism in Eukaryota, Metazoa, Chordata, Mammalia, Carnivora, Hyaenidae. Bases 463 to 1224 code for a protein of 253 amino acids. Gene Ontology annotation, biological process: cytoskeleton organization. Gene Ontology annotation, molecular function: protein binding. The transcript is spliced from 7 exons.